UAUAAAUAAUGGGAGUAGCUGGAGCUUAGAGAAAGAGGUUUGUUUGGUGUGAGUGAAUAGGGAUCAGGGAUGUGGAGGCUGAAGAUAGCAGAUGGAGGAAAUGAUCCAUACAUAUUCAGCACAAACAAUUUCGUUGGGAGGCAGACAUGGGAGUUUGAUCCUGAAGCAGGCAGUCCAGAGGAACGGGCCCAGGUUGAAGCAGCUCGUCAGCAUUUCUACCACAACCGCUUCAAGGUCAAGCCCUGCGCUGACCUCCUUUGGCGUUUUCAGGUUCUCAGAGAAAAUAACUUCAAACAAACAAUUCCUCGUGUGACUAUAGAAGAUGGAGAGGAAAUCACAUACCAAAAAGUCACAAGCGCCGUCAGAAGGGGCGCACACCACCUUGCGGCACUGCAGACCUCUGAUGGCCAUUGGCCUGCUCAAAUUGCAGGUCCUCUCUUCUUUCUUCCUCCUUUGGUUUUUUGUAUGUAUAUUACAGGAAAUCUUGAAUCAGUAUUUCCAGAAGAACAUCGCAAAGAAAUUCUUCGUUACACAUAUUAUCACCAGAAUGAAGACGGAGGAUGGGGACUACACAUAGAGGGUCAUAGCACUAUGUUUUGUACUGCACUGAACUAUAUAUGCAUGCGAAUGCUUGGAGAAGGACCUAAUGGAGGUCAUGACAAUGCUUGUGCUAGAGCAAGAAAGUGGAUUCGAGAUCAUGGUGGUGUAACACAUAUACCUUCAUGGGGAAAAACUUGGCUUUCGAUACUCGGUGUAUUUGAUUGGUGCGGAAGCAACCCAAUGCCCCCAGAGUUUUGGAUCCUUCCAUCUUUUCUUCCUAUGCAUCCAGCUAAGAUGUGGUGUUACUGUCGAUUGGUAUACAUGCCUAUGUCUUACUUAUAUGGGAAGAGGUUUGUGGGUCCAAUCACACCACUCAUCUUACAAUUAAGAGAAGAGUUGUUUACUCAACCUUAUGAAAAAGUUAAUUGGAAGAAAGCGCGUCACCAAUGUGCAAAGGAAGAUCUUUACUAUCCCCAUCCUUUGAUACAAGACCUAAUAUGGGAUAGUUUAUACAUAUUCACUGAACCGCUACUUACUCGUUGGCCUUUCAACAAGUUGAUUAGAGAAAAGGCCCUUCAAGUAACUAUGAAACAUAUUCAUUAUGAAGAUGAGACUAGUCGAUACAUAACCAUUGGUUGUGUGGAAAAGGUUUUAUGUAUGCUUGCUUGUUGGGUGGAAGAUCCAAACGGAGAUGCUUUCAAGAAGCAUCUUGCAAGGGUCCCAGAUUACUUAUGGGUUUCUGAAGAUGGAAUGACCAUGCAGAGUUUUGGUAGCCAAGAAUGGGAUGCUGGCUUUGCUGUUCAAGCUUUGCUUGCCACUAACAUAAUUGAAGAAAUUGGUCCUACGUUUGCAAAAGGACAUGAUUUCAUCAAGAAGUCUCAGGUGAAGGAUAAUCCUUUUGGAGAUUUUAAAAGUAUGCAUCGUCAUAUUUCUAAAGGGUCUUGGACAUUCUCUGAUCAAGACCAUGGAUGGCAAGUUUCUGAUUGCACUGCAGAAGGUUUAAAGUGUUGUCUACUUCUAUCAAUGUUGCCACCAGAGAUUGUGGGAGAAAAGAUGGAACCUGAAAGAUUAUACGAUUCAGUCAAUGUCUUGUUGUCGCUUCAGAGUAAAAAAGGUGGUUUAGCAGCAUGGGAGCCUGCAGGAGCUCAAGAGUGGUUAGAAUUACUCAAUCCCACAGAAUUUUUUGCGGACAUUGUAGUUGAACAUGAAUAUGUUGAGUGCACUGGAUCUGCAAUCCAAGCUUUAGUUUUGUUCAAGAAGCUAUAUCCAGGACAUAGGAAGAAAGAGAUAGAAAAUUUCAUUACCAAUGCAGUUCGAUUCCUUGAAGAUACACAAACAGCUGAUGGUUCAUGGUAUGGAAAUUGGGGAGUUUGCUUCACUUAUGGCUCUUGGUUUGCACUUGGAGGUCUAGCAGCUGCUGGUAAGACUUACACCAAUUGUGCUGCCAUUCGCAAAGCCGUUAAAUUUCUACUUACAACACAAAGAGAGGACGGUGGAUGGGGAGAGAGUUAUCUUUCAAGCCCAAAAAAGAUAUAUGUACCUCUAGAAGGAAGCCGAUCAAAUGUUGUACAUACAGCAUGGGCUCUUAUGGGACUAAUUCAUGCUGGACAGGCGGAUAGAGACCCCAUGCCUCUUCACCGUGCUGCAAAGUUGCUCAUUAAUUCUCAGUUGGAAGAGGGUGAUUGGCCCCAACAGGAAAUCACGGGAGUAUUCAUGAAAAAUUGCAUGUUGCAUUAUCCAAUGUACAGAGAUAUUUAUCCAAUGUGGGCUCUAGCUGAAUAUCGAAGGCGGGUUCCAUUGCCUUCCACUGAAGUUUAAUUUAGAAUGGUUUGAGCACGAAAAGGCAAAGGCAUUUUCAUUAAGAUUGAGGCAAAUAAAGCAAAUAAGUUGUGUGUAAUCAAGCUUAAUCAAUUUUUUCAUAUUCCUAUGUUUAUUUCCUACAUAUAUUGGUAGAAAAAUUAUUUCAUGUCGGCUUGUAUAGA
This is a messenger RNA of Glycine soja, 2522 nucleotides long. Its product is annotated as beta-amyrin synthase. The record is from RefSeq and is a predicted model, not a curated record. Lineage: Eukaryota; Viridiplantae; Streptophyta; Magnoliopsida; Fabales; Fabaceae. Gene Ontology annotation, cellular component: lipid droplet. Gene Ontology annotation, biological process: triterpenoid biosynthetic process. The transcript has 16 exons. Gene Ontology annotation, molecular function: beta-amyrin synthase activity. Bases 70 to 2358 code for a protein of 762 amino acids.